Molecule: messenger RNA, 1924 nt
Organism: Opisthocomus hoazin
Lineage: Eukaryota; Metazoa; Chordata; Aves; Opisthocomiformes; Opisthocomidae
Source: RefSeq, a predicted model, not a curated record
AGAUAACUUUAUUUCUUGUCUCUGCACUUCAAAUGGGACAUGCAUGUUUAGGUGGCUAACUACAGGAACAUCAGAAUGCCUAAUCUCGAACAUCCAGCAUACCCAGCAGAUACACUGCUUCACUUGGAAAGUUUGGUGCCUUGUCGAGAAUCCCAGGUGUCCAUGUUGCUGUCAAUAUUUGGAGAGCGUCAGCAGUUUAGUUUUCCAUCCAUCUUUAUCUAUGGACAUACAUCUAGUGGAAAGACCUAUGUGAUGCAAACGCUUCUAAACACCUUACAGCUUCCUCAUGUGUUUGUGAACUGUGUGGAAUACUUUACUUCACGACUACUUUUAGAAGAAAUUCUCAUCCAGUUGCAAAGCUGUUCUUCUGAGACAGAACAGACUUCUCAUGUGCCUUGUGAUACUUUCAAUGACUUUGUACGUCUGUUUAAACAAGCUGUUGCGAGUCGAGAGCUUCAAGAUCAAACAUUAUACAUUGUACUGGAUAGAGCAGAGCAGCUGAGGGAAAUGGAAGCAAACGUCCUGCCAGCGUUUCUUAGGCUUCAGGAGUUGACUGAUAGAAAUGUGACAGUUGUUCUGCUCAGUGAAAUAGUAUGGGAACUGUUCCGUCCAAGUACUGGAUGCUUUGAGCCAUUCACCUUGUAUUUUCCUGAUUACAGCAUAGGGCACCUGCAGAAGAUCUUGUCUCAGAAUCAUCCCCCAGAAUAUUCUGCAGAUUUCUAUGCUGCAUAUAUCAAUAUUUUGCUUGGUGUCUUCUACAUGGUCUGUAGGGAUCUGAAAGAGCUUCAGCAUCUGGCAGUGCUCAAUUUUUCUAAAUACUGUGAACCAGUGGUCAGAGGAGAAGCAAAUGAACGUGACACUCGCAAACUCUGGAAAAAUAUUGAACCUCAUUUGAAGAAGGCAAUGCAGACUGUUUAUCUUCGGGAAAUAUCCAGCUCACAGUGGGAGCGCUUGCAGCAUGAUGACGGAGAACCUGGGCAGUUGAAAGGACUUUCUGCACAUACACAUGUGGAACUUCCUUAUUACUCCAAAUUUCUUCUAAUAGCUGCUUACCUUGCCUCCUACAAUCCUGUUAGGACAGAUAAGAGGUUCUUUCUUAAGCAUCAUGGGAAAAUUAGAAAGACCAACUUUAUGAAGAAACACGAAAAGACCAGCAAUCACCUCCUUGGGCCAAAGCCAUUUCCCCUGGACAGAUUGUUAGCAAUAUUAUAUAGUAUUGUGGACAACAGAGUUGCUCCAACUGCAAAUAUAUUUUCCCAGAUCACCUCUCUUGUGACUCUCCAGCUGUUAUCCAUGGUUGGCCAUAAUGACCAGCUUGAUGGACCACGAUAUAAAUGUACUGUAUCUCUGGACUUCAUCAGAGCUAUUGCCCGGACCGUGAACUUCGACAUAAUAAAGUACUUGUACGAUUUCUUGUGAAAACAAGCUUCACAGCCAUAUGGACACUGUGACAAUGACUAAGACAAGCUGUGUUCAUCUCUCUACUUAGCUGGCCAGAAAGAAGAGUAUUUUGGCUCUUUUGGAUUUGUCCAAACAGGUGCUGGCCCAGCAUGGAACCUGAUGAAUAUACUCUGAUUGGUCUGGGUGGAUCUGAGCAGAGGACUAUUUACCAGGGACCCUGGAGUAUUUGGAAGCAAUGUGUUAAUUAUAAACAGCAGGGUCUGAGCACAAUCUGUUCUACUCUUAAUGAUGUUAUCUUAACACUGAAAUUGCCUGAAACCCAUUUACUUAGGACUGCAUUUUGCUCUAUGAACUCUCCCCAGUGCUUUGAACAUGGCAGCAGCCCUUGUUUGUAUGCCCAGUCUUUUCACUUCCUCUCCACAGGAAUCUUUGCAAUCGCCUGCCAAAGCAGCUUUUCCUGAAGCCACCAUUUUAGGAGAGUGGAGUAGCAAAAUAUAAUAAACAUAAGAACAUACUUAAAAUC